This is a messenger RNA of Clonostachys solani, 552 nucleotides long. NCBI's taxonomy places the organism in Eukaryota, Fungi, Ascomycota, Sordariomycetes, Hypocreales, Bionectriaceae. The record is from the annotation of a GenBank genome assembly.
AUGCCGCUGGCUACCGAAGAUGCCUCAGACCUUCUACAAAAGUUUUCAGCUGAGGAGCUUUCCUCGCCUGAGAAGAUUGUUGAUGGUCAGACUUUUGAGAAACAGGGGCGCGGUCCCAUUGGCGCCCUCAUCCGCACCGCCAUGGGCAUCCCACCUUAUGUGCGAGUUGUUAAUGAGCACGAUGAGGACAUUCUGGUGGUUGUGUCUAAAUAUCGCCCUAACCAAAUGCUUUCAAGUGCCGGCAUAACUGUCUCGGCAACCGGUAUGGGAGUCACAUUUGAUAGCACUUCAUUUCUAAGCCCUGCUUGUAAGAAGCCUCUUGCAGGCCGGGCAGAGGGUAGAGAAAAGUCCACUGGUUCCUUCCCGCUGUGGACCCGGGAAGAAGGUUUCGGUGUGAUAUCCAUCUUUAAGGGACCUCAGCAAGAGUUGUGCAUUGAGAACGACCAGAUUCCACUCGGUGCGACAGCUUUCUUUUCCGGUCAGCCAAAUCUGAGAAUCAUAGACUUCAGAGGAGUUGAGAUACCUUCUGGAAGUCAGACACAACUUCAAUAG